UUGGUGUCAAUAUAUUUCUCGUAAAAUAUUUUCAUCAAAGAAAGUGGAUGAGGAUGUUAAUAAUGACUUAAUAAUAGCCGUUGAUUUAUUACCUAUUGAUCCAAUACCUGGUGUAAAGAUUAUACAAGGAGAUUUCACUGAAUUGGGGACACAACAAAAAAUUAAAGAUUUAUUAAACGAAAGACAUGUUGAUGUAGUGCUUAAUGAUAUGGCUCCAAAUUUUACUGGAACUCAUUUUGUGGAUCAUGUUAGAUCAAUGGAUUUAUGUGAAUCUUCUUUGACUUUUGCCGAACAUGUAUUAAAAUCUGGUGGCACUUUUCUGUGCAAGUUCUUAAUGGGUGAAUCUGAAUCGGAUUUUAGAAACAAAUUGAAAUCUAAAUUUAAAGAGGUUCAUCAUGUGAAACCUCAUUCUUCACGCGAUAAAUCAACUGAAGGAUACUUUGUGUGUUUAGAAUUUAAUAAAAAUAUCACUAGUGGUAUGACAUAA
This is a messenger RNA of Dentiscutata erythropus, 487 nucleotides long. The record is from the annotation of a GenBank genome assembly. NCBI's taxonomy places the organism in Eukaryota, Fungi, Glomeromycota, Glomeromycetes, Diversisporales, Gigasporaceae.